This is a messenger RNA of Glarea lozoyensis ATCC 20868, 846 nucleotides long. RefSeq names its product NAD(P)-binding Rossmann-fold containing protein. Gene Ontology annotation, molecular function: oxidoreductase activity, acting on the CH-OH group of donors, NAD or NADP as acceptor. The transcript has a single exon. The record is from RefSeq and is a predicted model, not a curated record. NCBI's taxonomy places the organism in Eukaryota, Fungi, Ascomycota, Leotiomycetes, Helotiales, Helotiaceae. Bases 1 to 846 code for a protein of 281 amino acids.
AUGGCAAACGUCCAAGCUCCGCCAGCUUCACGCAAAAUGCACGACCUUACCGACCAAAUCGUCCUCAUAACUGGUAUAGGAUGCAUCGGAGCCGGAUGGGGAAACGGAAUAGCAAUUGCGACGUUAUUCGCUCGACAAGGAGCGAUCCUCUUUGGCUGCGACCUAUCACUUGAAGCCGCCAACACCGCAAAGGCCCAGAUAAUCUCGGACACGCCCACAGCAGAUGUCACGGUCAUGCAAGCCGAUGCCACAUCUUCUACCUCCGUCAAAGACUUCGUAGACGCAUGUAUAGCGAAGCAUGGUCGAAUAGACAUUCUCGUUAAUAACGUGGGGCGAAGCGAGCCAGGUGACCCAGCGACCAUCACAGAGGAGACUUGGGAUAAGCAAAUGGAUGUCAACCUUAAAUCUGUUUACCUUACAAGUCAUCUUGUGCUACCUAUUAUGGCUUCUCAGAAGACUGGCGGGAACAUAGUCAAUAUCAGCUCAGUCUCCGGUCUUCGCUAUAUUGGAAAACCGCAAGUCGCUUAUUCGACCACGAAAGCGGCGAUUCUUUCCUUUACUCGCACUACUGCUGUUAUCUAUGCAGAUAAAGGUGUGAGGUUGAAUACGGUUGUGCCUGGUCUGAUCAAUACGCCGUUGGUGAAGAUGCUUGCUGAUAAAUAUGCUGGUGGUGAUUAUGAGGGGUAUUGCGAAGUGAGGGAUAAGCAGGUUCCUAUGGGGAAGAUGGGGACGGCUUGGGAUGUUGCGAAUGCUGCGUUGUUUCUGGCUAGUAAGGAGGCUGCGUAUAUUACCGGGACGGAGAUUGUUGUUGAUGGUGGCCUUACGCAGAGUACUGGAAGGACCUGA